Dioscorea cayenensis subsp. rotundata (Guinea yam) is the source of this 1680-nucleotide messenger RNA. RefSeq names its product delta(12)-acyl-lipid-desaturase. The transcript is spliced from 3 exons. Lineage: Eukaryota; Viridiplantae; Streptophyta; Magnoliopsida; Dioscoreales; Dioscoreaceae. The record is from RefSeq and is a predicted model, not a curated record. Gene Ontology annotation, biological process: lipid metabolic process. Gene Ontology annotation, molecular function: oxidoreductase activity. Bases 253 to 1425 code for a protein of 390 amino acids.
ACAGAGAAAAAGAGAGACACAAAGAGAGAGAGAGAAAAAAAAAAGAAAUAUUUGAUUUAUUUUAUCAAAUAUUUUUUUAAUUAUCUCUCUCUCUCUUCUCUCUUCGUUUGCCCGCCGAUCGAAGCCUGUUCGUCUUCUCUCUCAAGAGCAUCAUCAUCAUCAUCAUGGGCGGUGGUGGCCGGAUGAGAUCUCGCUCCGACCAGGAAUAUUCAAAUUUUUUUUAAAAGCAUCAUCAUCAUCAUCAUCAACAACAUGGGCGGUGGUGGCCGGAUGAGAUCUCGCUCCGACGAGGACCACAACUCAACCCAACUCAACGACGCCACCGUCCGGCGAGUCCCCGUCGACAAACCUCCAUUCACACUAAGCCAGUUAAAGAAAUCCAUCCCUCCUCACUGCUUCCACCGCUCCAUUCUCCGUUCCUUCUCCUUCGUCUUCCACGAUCUCUUCAUCUCCACCAUUCUCCUCCUCUUCGCCCUCUACAUCAUCCCUUCCAUCCCUUUCACCCCUCUCCGCCUCGCCGCCUGGCCUCUCUACUGGAUCAUCCAAGGCUCCAUCCUCACCGGCGUCUGGGUCAUCGCUCACGAGUGCGGCCACCACGCCUUCUCCGACUACUCUCUUCUCGACGACAUCGUCGGUCUCAUCCUCCACUCUUUCUUAAUGGUGCCCUAUUUCUCCUGGAAAUACUCUCACCGCCGUCACCACUCCAACACCGGCUCUCUCGAUCGCGAUGAGGUCUUCGUCCCCAAACCCAAAUCCCAACUUCCCUGGUUCUCCAAAUACCUCAACAACCCUUUAGGUCGUUUCCUCUCCCUAUUCAUCUCCCUCACUCUUGGUUGGCCUCUUUACCUCGCCUUCAACGUCUCCGGCCGUCCUUACCCUCGUUUCGCCUGCCACUUCGAUCCUUACGGCCCUAUCUACUCCGAUCGGGAACGUAUCCAGAUCUUCAUCUCCGACGCCGGCAUCCUCACUGUCUCCUUCUUCCUCUACCGUCUCGCCACCAGCUUCUCCCUUUUGUGGCUCAUCCGCAUCUACAUCCUUCCUCUCCUCGUCGUCAACGCUUUCUUGGUCCUCAUCACUUAUCUCCAGCACACUCAUCCUGCUCUCCCUCACUACGGCACUGACGAAUGGGACUGGCUCCGCGGCGCUCUCGCCACCGUCGACCGUGAUUACGGCGUCCUGAACAAGGUCUUCCACCACAUCACAGACACCCAUGUAACUCACCAUCUCUUUUCAACGAUGCCGCAUUACCAUGCUAUGGAAGCCACCAAUGCUAUCAAACCUUUGCUUGGUGAUUACUAUCGCUAUGAUCCUACCCCUGUUUGGCGCGCUAUGUGGCGUGAGGCUCGUGAAUGUGUCUUUGUUGAACCAGAAUCCUCUGCUUCUCAUCCUAACAAGGGCGUCUUCUGGUAUAGCAACAAGUUCUGAGUUAUCAUCUAUUUUCUCACAUUUCUUCUUCAUCGUUUUCAUCGUCUCCUUUUUUUAGUGCUCUGUUCCUGUAGUUCUCCUUUGUUCUCUGUUCUGUUGUUUUGUUUCCAUUCAAAAAAGAAAGAAAGAGAGAGAGAGAGAGAGAGAGAGAGAGAGAGAUGAAUUAGAAGAGGGGACUUCUUUUUUUAGGCUUGUUCUUAUGCAUGUACUGUGACCCAAUUGAAGAGCAAAGCAAGUUGCCUCAUUUUUCUUUUC